AUGGAUUUAAAAACCAUUAAGGUAGAUCUGUUCGAUUGCAUUCCUGAAUAUAAUCCAGAUUUACCUUUUUUACUUUCACCAAAUAUGUGCUCCACCAUAUUUCCAGAAACAUUGGAAAGACUCGAUACUGAAUAUGAUACCAGCUACUCUGGUGAUAUUAACGAUGAACAUGAUCCACAAUGGAAAAGUUUGAAAAUAUUUCUGAAUUCUCUGAAUUCUCUCAAACAAGGAGCAUUGUCAAUAUUUGCUGAACACACAGAGAACAGUGUAGAUUGGGAAUUGUACUUUUAUUUAAAGUACAGUAGAGAGGUGUGGCAUUUGGAAAUGACUGGUAGCACAAGUGUAAGUAGUUAUGAGAACUACAAUAUGGAUUAA
Molecule: messenger RNA, 375 nt
Organism: Naegleria lovaniensis
Lineage: Eukaryota; Heterolobosea; Eutetramitea; Acrasida; Naegleriidae
Exons: 1
Coding region: 1-375 (124 amino acids)
Source: RefSeq, a predicted model, not a curated record